GCAGCAUACUGCAUCGAGCUUUUCUGGACAGAUGCGAUUAUGAAAAUGUGCUCGUAUCUGCGCAACAUUUUAUUAUUAGUUUUAUUGAAUGAAAUUCACCUGCACACGGCUCAUGGACAAUUAAGUGAUGAUUAUACCGGACAUUCCAACGCUGACUCUGAUGAAAAUGCCUUUGAUCCACAUAAUUUACUGAAAUAUUAUGCAACCUCUCAGACGACAAAAGAAGAAGAGGUUUACGUUUUUCCGCCACUUUCGCGCCUGGAUCCCGGCGAUGUAGGAACGAUCGUAUCUGUUGAACUUAGUCCCGGUCGUUGGUUUGAUCGAAUUACUCGUGCAGUUAAACCACCGAUCUUUGAAAUACCAGAUUUUCUAAGUGACGAAGAGUGUGACCAUAUCAUAAAUUCAGCUGCAAGAAACGGACUGGGUACCAGUCAAAUAUAUGGAGAGGAUAAUGAACCAGACCCAAAUACACAGGACAUAUUUCGAGUAAGCCAACAAACAUGGUUGAACAGAAAUAAUCUCGGUGGAAUGUUUCUUGACAAUCUACAAAAUAAAUUAUCAACACUUCUGAAUCUAUCAAAGGAAAUCAUAAAAGGCAGCGAAUCGAUGCAGGUCGUGAAUUACCUCCCGAACGGUCACUACCACGCCCAUUUAGAUUCGACGAGAAACACCGGGAACAAGCCCUGUUGUUUUCAGUCUUCCUGUCCGACACCACCGGGACCAGAAUGCUGUAGAAUCUGUCGCUAUGCUACUGUUCUUUAUUUCUUGAACAAUGUUGACGGAGGCGGUGAGACAGCCUUCCCCUUGGCAGACGCCGAUGAAAACACUAUGACGCGAUUUUUGGAGGGGGGAAAUCUUGCACAUCAAUGGCGGAAUUUGAGUAAUUUCUGUCACAACUCAAGCGUUGUCAUUGGUCCAAAACGAGGCACGGCGAUAAUGUGGUACAGCCAUUUAAUGGAAGCGGAAACGAAUUACCUCGGGGAGAUUGAUGACUACUCAUACCAUGGCGGAUGUGACGUCACUAAAGGAACAAAAUGGAUUGCUAAUAACUGGAUAAAUGCAGCAACGUACAAUGAACGAUUUGUUAAAAGCAUUUGGGUAGACUAAAAUGUAAAUUCAUAAUAUGUUUCGAUCUUAACUGUAAAAUAUAUAGUCAUUGUGAGUUAGCUUAGUUUAGUUUAAUCAUAUUGUAUUGUUCUUUUUUGUAAACAGUACAAAUCAAAUACAAUUUACACAUACACAUACAAUCAAAUCAAACAAAAAGAACAAAUUGGUCGUGCUACAAAUAUUAUAACAUUCAAUAUAGUUUCAGCCCUUCCUAGACGUCAUUGUCGUUUAAAUCUAUGAUUAAACAUAGUUUGAAAAUGGAGAAAAUGUUAAAUUAUUGAAUUUAGGAAAAAAAGAGGAUUGGUUGCCUUUAAAAAGAGUAGUAAAGUAAAAACAUACAUUGUAAUAACAUCCCAGAGUUUGUUUAAAAGUUAAAACAUACAUCGUACACACUAACGGAAUAAUGAACGGUGGCAUAGAGGUAGCAUACGUGUUAUUUUAUUAUCUCGUUAAACGACUUGCGUAUCUCGUUUAAACAGCUUAGUAAGUCAUUAAAAUGAAUUAGUAACUCGUUUAAACGACUUAUGUAUCUCGUUUAAAACGGCUUAGUAAAUCAUGAAAAUAAAUUAGUAACUCGUUUAAACGACUUGCGUAUCUCGUUUAAACAGCUUACUAAGUCAAGAAAAUGAAUUAGUAACUCGUUUAAACGACUUGAGUAUCUCGUUUAAACAGCUUAGUAAAU
Molecule: messenger RNA, 1789 nt
Organism: Mya arenaria
Lineage: Eukaryota; Metazoa; Mollusca; Bivalvia; Myida; Myidae
Product: transmembrane prolyl 4-hydroxylase-like
Exons: 1
Coding region: 40-1107 (355 amino acids)
Biological process (GO): peptidyl-proline hydroxylation to 4-hydroxy-L-proline
Cellular component (GO): endoplasmic reticulum
Molecular function (GO): iron ion binding; L-ascorbic acid binding; procollagen-proline 4-dioxygenase activity
Source: RefSeq, a predicted model, not a curated record